ACUUCGUACAUUAGCUCUAUAUUGAUGGACGUCGAAGUGAAAAUGCUUUAGAAGUUGCAAUUCGCUGAGUGUUUGGAAUUGAUAAUUUCAUUAUUAAUAAUUUCGAUGUUAUUAAAUCUAGCAAUAUAUAAUAGUAUUGCGCCUGAAAUUUCAUGUAGCAUGUAUAAAUUUUAUUAAAGUAGUAACAGCUGCAUUGACGCCAAAUAUGCUUGACGUCACUAGAAAGGACAUUUCCAAUUGGUAGAACACGAAUGACGUCAUCGAGUGUUCCCGAGUGAGAGGUAAUGUAGUGAAGAUUGUGCUGUGCCGUUCUCUUCCUCUUUCGCCCGUCGAUCAGCGAACAACGUGCAACCAUGGCGCUUACAGAUCCGAUGUCGUUUAUGAAAGAUUUUCUUGCCGGUGGUAUUGCUGCCGCAGUGUCAAAAACUACUGUUGCGCCAAUUGAGCGUGUGAAACUUCUGUUACAAGUACAGCAUGCAUCUAAGCAAAUUGCCAAGGAGCAACAGUAUAAAGGAAUGGUAGAUUGCUUCGUCCGUAUUCCCAGAGAGCAAGGUUUCCUGAGUUUCUGGAGAGGCAAUCUGGCGAAUGUGAUAAGGUAUUUCCCUACUCAAGCGUUGAACUUCGCUUUCAAGGACAAGUACAAGCAAAUUUUCUUGGGAGGUGUAGACAAGAAAACCCAGUUUUGGCGUUAUUUCGUUGGAAAUUUAGCUUCUGGAGGUGCCGCUGGAGCUACUUCACUUUGUUUUGUGUAUCCACUAGACUUCGCUCGAACAAGAUUAGCAGCUGAUGUAGGAAAAGCUGGGGCUGAGAGAGAGUUCACUGGAUUGGGCAACUGCAUUGCCAAGACUUUCAAGUCUGAUGGCCUUAUGGGUCUUUACAGAGGAUUUGGUGUAUCUGUGCAGGGUAUUAUUAUCUACCGUGCUGCUUAUUUUGGUUGUUUUGACACAGCCAAGGGAAUGUUGCCUGACCCCAAGAAUACACCUUUCAUUAUUUCAUUUGCCAUUGCGCAGGCUGUGACAACUAUGUCUGGAAUUGUAUCUUAUCCCUUUGAUACUGUGAGACGGCGCAUGAUGAUGCAGUCUGGUCGUGCUAAGGCUGAUAUCAUGUACAAGAACACAUUAGAUUGCUGGGCGAAGAUAGCUAAGCAAGAGGGUGGUGGUGCAUUUUUCAAGGGUGCCUUUUCGAAUGUCCUCAGAGGCACUGGUGGUGCUCUAGUGUUGGUGCUGUAUGAUGAGCUUAAAGCCCUGAUAGGCUAGGAGUACAAUAAAUUUUGUAGUAUUUGUUUCAAACAUUCCAUCAGUGAUCAAUUCUGUUCAGGGUGAACAGUAACAGCUUUGUAUGAAUGAUAGAAAGGAAAACUAGUUAAGCACAGAGCUAGUUCCUCAGCUGUAAAGCUACAGUGCUCAUUCCGUCAUUUCCAUUCCUGGCAGGUCAUUUUUGUGAAACCUGGCCUUUGUAAUCGGUUGAAGAGUGGCAAAGUUUAAUUUUAAUGUAAUGUAUUGUGAAAAAAUUAAAUUUCAGAAAGCUGUUCAAA
Molecule: messenger RNA, 1534 nt
Organism: Gryllus bimaculatus (two-spotted cricket)
Lineage: Eukaryota; Metazoa; Arthropoda; Insecta; Orthoptera; Gryllidae
Source: the annotation of a GenBank genome assembly